CUCGGGAGUGGUCGUUGUGAGUCUAUCAUCUUGCUCCGUUGUUCGUGCUGCUCACAAAACUGUUAUUGUUCAUAUUUUGCUCACCAUUAACUCAUUCCCUUGAGGAUUUGGUGUCGAAAAUAUAGUCAAUAUGAAGGCGUGCGGUGUCGUUGCGGUACUCGUAAGCUUUUUGCUUCUUAACUUUGUGUCCAUGACGGAGAGUUUCCCGAACGGUGCCCCCGUCGAGGCUUGCAUCUACCAGACAGUGCCCAACCACACGGGCACUAAACCCAGCCCCCCCUCAACUUUUAGUCAUGAAUUUGUAGCCACGCAAGGAAACUGGGUUCCUGGAGCAAAUAUUCAUGUGCACGUUAGUGGUCCUAAGAUCAAGGGUUUCUUCAUCCAAGCCAUUGACGACGACUACAAACCCAUCGGAUCGUUCAUUAAGAACGUUUAUUCGGGUUAA
This is a messenger RNA of Hyalella azteca, 445 nucleotides long. RefSeq lists its product as uncharacterized. The transcript has 2 exons. The record is from RefSeq and is a predicted model, not a curated record. Gene Ontology annotation, molecular function: oxidoreductase activity, acting on metal ions. The coding region runs from base 131 to 445 and encodes 104 amino acids. NCBI's taxonomy places the organism in Eukaryota, Metazoa, Arthropoda, Malacostraca, Amphipoda, Hyalellidae.